Molecule: messenger RNA, 1669 nt
Organism: Temnothorax curvispinosus
Lineage: Eukaryota; Metazoa; Arthropoda; Insecta; Hymenoptera; Formicidae
Product: LETM1 domain-containing protein 1
Exons: 4
Coding region: 258-1319 (353 amino acids)
Biological process (GO): intracellular monoatomic cation homeostasis
Cellular component (GO): mitochondrial inner membrane
Molecular function (GO): ribosome binding
Source: RefSeq, a predicted model, not a curated record
GGUACAAAAUAGUGUAGUACAGCCAUAAAUAUAAAUAUAAAACAUUAAUUACAACAUUCUGGGCAACGUGAGCAGCCAGCAAGAGUAAUUGAAAGAAAUAACAAUAUAUCGUGGAUUGCAAUAAAUCAGAGUUUACUAAUAUGAAGGAGAAGUUUCAACAAUUUUCCCGGAGUUAAGAAUCUUCAGGUGCGGAAAGAGGGUUGUUCAGGUUAACCGAUUCCAUGGAAGUCCGUUUCUAGUAAAGAAUCGAUCUUAAAAUGUACAAGAUAAUAUCCAGGACGUUCGUGCGCGAGGGCGUGAACACGUUCGAGCCCGUAAAACGCAUCCCAAUGCAACGGGGUUUUGGGAAAGCGGCGGAGAGUACGGAGAAGUCGGGCAAAGUGGCCAACCUUAAACGGUACUGGUUCGGCAGGUACAUAAAUUACAUCAAGAACUAUGAGCGCACGCUGGAGCAGAAGUUCCCGCGUACGAUGCAGGUGUACCGCGUGUUCAGCGUCGGUAGCCGUGACGUGUACACGGACUUGAAAAGGUUCGUCGUCGCGAUAAAGAAGCAGGGAUCGAACGGCGUAGAUAGCUUGACGCGGGAGGAGCUGCAGCUGAUGCACACGAUGCCCAGGGAUCUGCGAAAGCUCUCGCCGUUGUUCCUGCUCUCGGCCGUGCCGUUUACGAAUUACAUUAUUUUUCCCCUAGCCCUGUACUUCCCGCGCUAUUUACUGACGUCGCACUACUGGACGCUGCAGCAGAAGCUAGAAUUCAUGCUGUCCGAACACAAGGCCAGGCUGAGGCACAACAGACCAUUGUUGAGAUGCAUGCAGGCAGAACUCAAGAGUAUCAAGACUAUCAAGGAUCAGGCGCUCAGGAUUAAGUGGCGAGACGCUAUAGCUUGCUUAGGAAGCGGCACGCAUCCGACCACCGAGAAUAUCAUAGCUUGUUCCAAGCUCUUUUCAGGCCCGCCGUAUUCCCUCAGCAAUCUCAAGAGGAAACACCUGAAAGAGCUAUUGGCAAUACACGGUAUGCCACUGUGGAGACCUUUCAAGAGGAAAAGAUUGACGGAAAGGGGUAUGUUAAUAUUACGAAUGGAUCGCGCUAUCGUACGAGAGGGAGGAGUAAAAGAAAUGUCUAAUGAAGCGAUGCGAUGGGCAUUAUCUUUUAGAGGCCUAAAUCCUGCAAACAUGUCUAUAGAAAAUAUGAGAAGCUGGCUUGAGCAGUGGUUAAUAGUAUCAGCAUCCGUUGACCAACAUAAUAUAUCCUUGUUAUUACAUAGCCCUAUUUUAUUAGCUUAUAACCAUUCGACAAAUUGGAUUCUUAUAUAUAAUUGAAAUAUUGACAAGAAGUGAGUUCUAGGAUUUUUCAGUUUUUUUGCAAAAUAUUUUAUUUUAAUAAUAUCCGUUUUCACGAUAGAGUUUGCUUCAGGAUUCUUAGUCAAAUUAGCAUCUAAUUUUUUAUCAUAAGUUUUAUAUAUUGUUAUUAACAAAUUAAUCUUAAUUCACUGUUUUUUCGUUUGUGGACAUAUAAGUAAACAUUUAUUUAUAUUAUGCAUACAAGUUCCUUAUAGAUUUAUUUCUUGUAUACGUAUAUAAAUUAUUACUUUAUAUUAAGAGACAUUUAAUACAAGAAAUAAAAGCACCAAUUUAAGCUUUCUCACUUUUUAUGAAGACUAUGAAGUUUU